ACGCCACCGCCGAUUUUUUCCACUAACGUACGCAUCUCCCUUCGCACUUUAUUUAUUAAUAACCUGAUUAAUCUAAUGACAAUCUACCAACUCACCCUGUUCUUCUUCCCCCUCUGUCCCCUCUGCAGAUGUUUUGAAGGCAGUAAACUGCAUGGUUUUUGGCUGAUCAACAACCAUGCCAGGGGCCACUAAGAUGCAAUCCUCAGUUCUUCAAGUCAUAUUCACAUCCUUUGUUUUCUUGAGUUCUGUGAACAAUGGGUAUGCUGGGACCACAAGUACUUUCACUCGGAAAGAGUGGCCAUCAAUUGACAUCCCUCUUGAUAACGAAGCAUUUGCAGUUCCAGAGGGAUACAAUGCACCACAACAAGUACAUAUUACCCAGGGAGACUAUGAUGGAAAGGCUGUAAUUAUCUCAUGGGUUACAGCAGAUGAACCAGGGCCCAGCAGAGUGCAAUAUGGCAUAUCAAAGAAUAGAUAUGAUUUUACUGCAGAGGGGAAAAUGACAAACUACACCAUGUACAGAUAUAAGUCAGGUUUCAUUCAUCAAGUUUUGGUUGAUGGCCUUGAGCAUGACACCAAAUACUAUUACAAGAUUGGGAAUGGUGAAUCUGCAAGAGAAUUUUGGUUUCAAACACCUCCAAAGAUUGAUCCAGAUGCUCCUUAUAAAUUUGGAAUCAUUGGUGACUUGGGCCAGACAUAUAAUUCACUGUCAACCCUUGAGCAUUACAUGCAGAGUGGAGCACAAACAGUCUUAUUUGCAGGUGACCUUGCUUAUGCUGAUAGAUAUCAGUAUAAUGAUGUUGGUAUUCGGUGGGAUUCUUGGGGUUGUUUUAUAGAAAGAAGUGCUGCAUAUCAGCCAUGGAUUUGGUCUGCUGGGAAUCAUGAAAUUGAGUAUUUUCCUUACAUGGACGAAGUUAUUCCUUUCAAAUCCUAUCUUCAUCGGUACCCUACACCUUAUUUGGCUUCCAAAAGCAGCAGUCCUUUGUGGUAUGCAAUUAGACGUGCAUCUGCUCAUAUCAUUGUGCUCUCCAGCUACUCCCCAUUUGUCAAAUACACGCCUCAAUGGAGAUGGCUCAAUGAAGAAUUUAAAAGGGUUAACAGGGAGAAGACACCUUGGCUUAUUGUUCUAAUGCAUGUGCCUAUAUACAACAGUAAUGAAGCACACUUCAUGGAGGGUGAAAGUAUGCGUGCAGUCUUUGAGAGCUGGUUCCUCAAGCACAAAGUUGACGUAGUCUUUGCCGGUCAUGUCCAUGCGUAUGAAAGAUCGUAUCGAAUCUCAAAUGUACACUACAAUGUAUCAAGUGGUCAGCAUUACCCUGUACCUGACAAAUCAGCUCCUGUUUACAUCACUGUUGGGGAUGGAGGAAAUCAAGAAGGUCUAGCAGGAAGAUUUAGAGAUCCUCAACCAGAUUAUUCUGCAUUCCGCGAAGCCAGUUAUGGGCAUUCAACACUGGAGAUCAGAAAUAGGACACAUGCCUUAUAUCACUGGAACCGCAAUGAUGAUGGGAAUAAAGUGGCAACUGAUUCAUUUGUGUUACGUAAUCAGUACUGGGCAAGCAAUCGGAGAAGAAGAAAGCUGAGGAAAAACCAUCUGAGGAGCGUUGUUGGCCCAAUUGCAUACUAAUUUACAGGAUAACAAGCACCUUUGCAGAUUGCCUGAUACGAUUUUUAGCAAGGAGACGAGGCUGCCAUGGGUUUGAUAAUACAACUUAAUUUUCGUGUUUGUAAUAAGUUACUUUAAACAGAAGCUAGAACUUAUG
Messenger RNA from Rubroshorea leprosula, 1760 nucleotides. The record is from the annotation of a GenBank genome assembly. Lineage: Eukaryota; Viridiplantae; Streptophyta; Magnoliopsida; Malvales; Dipterocarpaceae.